GGCGGGGGGGUAAGAAAAAAGGGGACAGAAGAACACUGAGGAUAAGGCAGAAAAACUGAGGAAAUGUGACAAUCCAACGGUCGUUUUCAUGGCGAGGGGGGAACCGGUGCGAAAGGAGUUAUUCUGGGACUCCUUCGAGCCUCGACACGCUGGAUCAAAAUGCUCAUAGUGGAGAAGACCACAGACUUCCCCUCUGCUGAGUUCUCCCUGGUGGAGGAUGUGGCUCUGCACUUCACCUGUUUGAUGGACAGGCUGAACGAGCAGCGCCUCUUCCAGCCCGACCUGUGCGACGUCGACAUCGUUCUGGUGCGUCAGCACAGCACCUUUCCGGCCCACAAGGGCGUGCUGGCGGCCUACAGCCCUUUCUUCCACUCCCUCUUUGCACAGAGCAAACAGCUGCGGCGGGUGGACCUGUCGCUCGACGCGCUGACCUCGCAGGGCCUGCAGCAAAUCCUCAACUUCAUUUACACUUCCAAACUUCUGGUGAGCAGCCGCACCGUCCACGACGUGCUCAACGCGGCCGCCCUGCUCCAGAUGAGCGACAUCGCGGCCUCCUGCCGCGACCUCAUCAGCAGCCACACGCUGAGGGCCACCCGCGGGGGCAUGGCCAAUCGGGAAGGGCUCGGCGGCGGCGACCCAGCCUCGGCAGCGAUGGCGCCCGGCCAGCUGUACCCGGGCAUCAAACACGAGUCGGAGCUGGGCAGGUUGUACAAGAGGGACGGCGGCAGCCCGUUUUCUGUCAGGCUGGAGGAGGCGGGAAAGACGGCCUCGCAGCAGAAGCAGUAUUACCAGAAGGAGGAGACGUCAGGGGGCGGGGCUUCUCUCUGCAAAGUCGAGAGCAAAGGGGAGGAGUCGACGGCCGCCGACGGCCACGCCUCCUUCAACAGAGACCAGAUCAUCGUCGAGGUCAACCUCAACAACCAGACCCUCAACGUGUCGAAGGGGCCCGAGGCGAAAGCGGCAAGCGCCACCGAGUCGGCCGCCAUGUUGUUUGGCUGUUGCCACGACAACGGGGGAGAUUCCGAUGACGGGGCGGAGAACGACGACGCGGUCGGAGACGAAGACGAGCCGAAGAGGGGGGACACGCUGGGGCGGAGCAGCGAUGAGGAGGAGGAGGAGGAUGAGGAGGAUGAGGAAGAUGAGGAAGAGGAGGAAGAGGAGGAGAACACCUUAAACAUUCCGGGCUUGGAGCAGUCCGCCUUGGUGGAUCGAACUCGCCGGGGCACCAGGGCCUUCGCCACGACGGGCGGCGCCGCCUCCACGAGGCCGACUCUGGCGGAGGCCAAGCUGGCCAACCAGCGGGCCGGCGUGAGGAGGAGGCCGGACGCCGAGGGCCCCGGCCAAAAGGUCCGGCUGGAGGAGAAGCAGCAUUUCCCAUGCAAGAAGUGCCCUCGCGUCUUCAACAACCGCUGGUACCUGGAGAAGCACAUGAACGUCACUCACAACCGCGUGCAAGUGUGCAGUAACUGUGGGAAGCGCUUCCUGCUGGAGAGCGAGCUGCAGCUGCACCAACAGACCGACUGUGAGAAAAGCAUCCAGUGUGUAACAUGUGGCAAGGCCUUCAAAAAGCUGUGGUCGCUACAUGAGCACAACAAGAUCGUCCACGGCUACGCCGAGAAGAAGUUCUCCUGCGAGAUCUGUGAGAAGAAGUUUUACACCAUGGCUCACGUCAGGAAGCACAUGGUCGCUCAUACAAAGGACAUGCCGUUCACCUGUGAGACGUGCGGGAAGUCGUUCAAGCGCAGCAUGUCACUUAAGGUUCACUCUCUGCAGCACUCGGGAGAGAAACCCUUCAAGUGUGAGAACUGCAGUGAACGCUUCCAGUACAAAUACCAGCUUCGAUCCCACAUGAGCAUCCACAUCGGACACAAGCAGUUCAUGUGCCAGUGGUGCGGGAAGGACUUCAACAUGAAACAGUACUUUGACGAACACAUGAAGACGCACACUGGAGAGAAGCCGUACAUCUGUGAGAUCUGUGGGAAGAGCUUCACGAGCCGGCCCAACAUGAAGCGCCACCGCCGCACCCACACCGGGGAGAAGCCCUACCCCUGCGAGGUGUGCGGCCAGCGCUUCCGCUUCUCCAACAUGCUGAAGGCCCACAGGGAGAAAUGCUUCCGGGUCAGCCACCCCAUGGUCACCGAGGGCAACGACCCCCUGGGCCCCCACCAGCCCCUGGCCCCGCCCGCCGCGGACUCCUCCUCUUCCUCCUCCGGCCGGGCGCUCCGCGCCACGUCUGCGACGGCACCGGCCGCGGCCUCCGGCCCGCGCCACCUCCACGCCACCCAGCUGUCUCUUCCCCUGCUGCCCUCCAUGGGGGGGCUGCCGCCCGCGCCUCACCUACCCCCGCCGCCGCCCCUGUUCUCUGCCGGUAGGAUGAACUCCGCCGACUAACAAAUCUCCGUAGCACCGAAGGCACUUUUGUUACUCUUUUUGUUUUUCUUAGAGCUAUUGAGAGGACUCCCCGCGGCCCGGAGAGAGAGAGAGCGAUGCGCCCUCAGUGACGUUUACGCUGAGAGGAAAAGACUAAAGGCUAACACACAAUAAGAAAUAGCUAUUUUUUACUCUGUUUAAUACAAUAGAUAACCUCAGAGUCCAGUAGGACGUGUUGUCACCGCGCCUUUCCUCAUCAAUUUCACAACUCGGUUCUGGUUUCUUUCGGGGUUCACACACAUCUCUCCACAAUGCAUUGAUUGUAGCAUCUUUGACAAAGUCGUCGGGAAGAGAUUCCCUGAAUCCUCACUCAGCUGGGGAGGGAGGGAGGGGUGGGGGGGUCAUCAGUCGAGCGAGAACCACACUAUAAUGGGAUGUAGCGAGUGGUUGUGAUCCCAGCAAUAACCAAAUGCUGAUUUGUCUGAGCAUAAACAUGUACAUGGCAUCGCCAAUAACCAAAUCCUGCUAUAGUGAUACAGUUUUAAUGUUAUACAGCAUUUAUAAUCGAUCCUGCACCUUACAUUUAACUCUAGUGAUAUUUGAAAUGUACUCCUAACUGUCUCCAUUUUUAUAGUUGUGAUGGUGUGUUAUUUGUGGCACGUUGCGUCCACGUGUAAGGACGCGAGGGAAAGUUGGGAUGUGGGGACAUUUGGCCGUGUGAUGCGGCGUGUGAGGUGAGUGAGUGUGUGUGUGUGUGUGUGUGUGUGUGUGUGAUGAGAUGAGAUGAAGACCUUCAGUUCUACGUUCAGCUAUACAGGAGAUCUUCCUCCCCGAGUCAGGAGAUGGACUCAUUUGUUGACUCAUCUUUUGCUUACAUUAAGCAAACACGCUCUUCUCCUGUAGAUUUGGCUUUGAGACAAUAUCGCACUGACCCGUUAGUAAAAAAAACAAACAUAAUAUAAUCCAACCUACAGAAGAUUUGCUAACAUUUCCCAACCAAACCGUUUUUGUGUCAUUUAAUCUGGAUAAUACCAGUAUUAUGUAGCUCAGUAAUUCUUCACAUUUCAUCAAGAUGUAUAUUGAGAAAUGAAGAACAUUAUAUUACAAAGUCUCUUAUAUUACAAAGACAGUGAGUGAUUUCGGCACAACAGGGCUCACCUGCUAUGGGUUACUAUUAUAAAUCAGUGCAUUUCUUAUAAAGGUGACAUGCAUAAACACAUCAGAGAUAUGGACAUGCAGUGAUACCCGUUCAUCAUUUGAGACUCUACGUGCACUUUUGACAGUUGUUUGUCAUAAACCUACUGGAAUAGAACUGAAAGAAUAAAAUCCAUGUCAGUAAAAAGCGGUUCUCUUAAAGCAAUAGUUUGACUCUUUUGGAAAAUACAGCAUCAUUUCUGUAUUCUAAAUAUGAAGCCGUAGUUAGCAGCUUGUGAGCCUUGCUUAUUGAAGUACAAGUGCGUAGAGUAGAGGAUAAAAACACAAAAGAAUGAAGGCCUAAAAGCACAUUAAAUGUUAUUUUAUCCUUCAGAAAAAAGUGUAAUAAUGACCAUUCCUGACUCUGCUGGGGAGACUCCACUUCCUGUGAGAUCACAAAUUGAUGUUUUUGUUUUUUGUUCAGAUUAAAUAAAGAACUUCUUGUAUAUUCAUGUAUUCAUAGCUAAGCUAACUUUCUGCUAGAUGCAGCUUCAUAUUUAGCGUACAUAUAUGAAUGUGGUAUUUAUCUUCUCAGCUAGCUCCCUGCAAGAAAACGCCGAAGCAGCUUCCCAAAAUGUCAAAAUAUUUCUUUUUAAAUCUGACAUUUCAAUCGGUUAAUUUCCAAAAGUCGUUGCACUCCCGAUAGAUGGCCUGCUUGUAAGUGUAGCGUUGACCUGUAUAUAUUGUUAAAAUGUGUUUUUUGUGUUUAAUUCCUCAUGUUUACAUUCGGAGAGCCGUUUGAAUGUGCCCCCAUGUGCGUCUUGGCUGGUACUUCCGGAUGUUGGAAUUUGUGGAUAAGCUUUUGUAAAUGUAAUAAGCUGUUCAUUGUUUUAUUUAAAAGACAAAUUGAAGCACCUUAGUGUAGUCUUAUGUCUGUUUUAUCCUCCCAGUUACAUGUAUCUCUUUAACUUCCAUGGUUAAAUGAUUAGGGCCACUUCAGAUGCUAUUCGACAAUGGUACUUUUUGUUUUGUUUCUUCAUGUGUCAAACACAUACGUUUUGAUCUUUGAUUUGCUGCUUUUGAAUAGGGUCCAGUUUUGAAACUGCCCUUCAAAUAAAAAGUCUACGGCUGUUUUUUUAAUAUAUAUAUAUUUGGCUAGCACAAUUGGAUUAUUUUUCAGUAUUCAUCAGUUAGAUGAGGUCACAACAUUUCAAGAAUUAAUCUAGUCAUAGUUAUAUGGGGACAUCUGAUGUUUGACAGAAGGAAGGCAGUUUCUCCCAAACACAAGUGUUGCUCUCUUGUGGUAGCUCAGUGAACUGCACUCUGUCAGCUGCACAAGAGAUGGAGAGAUGUUCCCCUUGAGAGUAGAUUAUCAUGCAUAGUGUAUCUCAUGUCAUCACGGGAGACACUAGUACUUUGGGAUCAUUAGAAAGGCUAAAGAUGGAACGUAUUUGGCAUCAAGUAUUUGUCACUUUUCAGAAGCCCAAGAGACAAUACUGAGAUACUGUGGUUAUACUUUGAGUAUUUGCCUUAUACUCCGAGGGGAUUCGAAUGUUUCCAUGUCACGGAUGAUGAUCGUAGCUGAUGCUAAAAGGGGAGCGAUAGUAGUGAAUACUACUGAUUUAUGCACUUUGAAUUUACCCCACAAUGGGGAACAUGCAUAUACGUAAGUUGGGUGAUAGAUAGAGCUGAAGUUGUUUAGUGCAAAGAAAAGAUGGCUGAAACUAAACGCACACAUUUUACACUUAAAUGUACCACAAAGUGGCAGAGGAGUCGGUUAUGGUUCAACUUUGACCUUGACUGGUGUUUCUGUUUCAGUCUUCUUGCAUGACACCACGCCGCUCUUUAAACAAUAAUCUGUGACUACUCCCUGCACACGGUGCACCUCUGCUGUAUCUGAUUGGCUUGUUCCCAAAUCACUACCCAAAUGAAGAGAAAUCCGUUUUAGCUCUUACCAGUUUGCUCCUAUUUGAAGGGCCUUUAAAAUGUGGCUGUUGCGUUUCAUGCUAUGAGAAAUGUCAAGCAAGUUGCCAAUUGAGGAAUGAGAAAGAUCUAUUAUGGCGAGCACUUUAUAGUACAGUUCUGCUGGUGUGGUUUGAAGGCUGAUACAGUAGCAGUUACAUGAAUCAAAACCUGCUGACGACAGGUGGGCUUUUUAUAUUUUUCCGGGCAUAAGAUUGCGGAAAAUUACAAAAAUGCAAUUCCUGCCAGAAAUGUUGCCUUGGUAGGUGUGAAGUCCUCUGAAUUAAGGUUUUAUUUAGACCAAAGGAUGCCGCAAAUGUCUGUUUCAACCAAUAAAAAAGAAGUGCUGCUGUAUUUAUCUGUUUGGAAUCAGUUGAAAUAUUACUUUAGAAUCUACACAACUCUAAAUCUCAAUCCACCUUAGCAAGCAGCCUUUGAUUUACUAUUUAGUGAACAAGUCCUUCAAAAAUCCAUCUGCAAACAAGAAAAAAAACAUUUUAGACAUCAUCAAAGCGACAAUGUGCAUUGAGAAUAUAUCAGAGACAGAUAAGCCCGUAUGUCUCCCAAAACUACAGAAGGAUAUAACAAUAAAUAUGUUUUGUGAUUUACUAUUCUACAGUUGACAAGGGACAUUUUGCACAGACUUUUCGGAGGCCUCCGUUAGAGGAGACUAGGCUUACUGUGUUUUUUUAGUCACACUCCUGAACUAAGGCUAGCAGCCAAAGGCUCGUAUUUGAUCUUGUUGUUAAAUGACAUCCAACAGGAUUUUGAUUAUCUUGCCUAUUGUGGGAAUAUUGCUAUUUUAAUGUAAUAGCAGUCGUUUUGUUUUCGUGAAGAUUUGUAGAGAAAGCAGUAUGUGUAUGAAAGAUUUUAAAGAAAUGUGUUACCCUUUUGAAGAUAUAACAAUGUUGUCUCAUUUGUAGCAAGGAUCAGUUUUGUUUUUUUUGCUUUUUGGUGCAAAUUUGUCGAGCCCCAAAAUAUUACACAAAUAAAUCAUAAAUAUAAGUGAGUUCAUUAAAUAAAAAAAGUGAUUAAAAUGGAGUAGCAGAAAAUGUAUCAACAACUACUUGGAUAAUCAAUUCAUCUUGAAAAUUGAUAACAAUUCUAUCAAUUUAAUUAUGCUAUAAUUGUAAACAUAAUAUGUGACAAAACAAACGCUACUUAUGUAUUUUAGCUUUAUUUUUAAAUCAUACACACACACGCACAAGAAUAUAGACUAUAAAGUCUGAGAAUAACUUUGUGGUCUGUAAUGAAGACAAAAGUCAUACCCUAAUUAGCUUUAUUGGCUACUUAAUGCCAAUUCUUCAUAGCUAGCUUUAGCUAACUUUUUGGUUAGCUUGUUGGCUCAAUGACUUAUAAGGUAUAUGGUAUACUUAUAAGAUGAGGGUAUGUAGUAUCUUGAUCAUUACCAUUGUGUUUCUUGGCAGGCGUAGUUGUAUACCCAAAGGCGUACUAAAGCUAAUUGAUUAGCCCGCAUUUGCUCCACAAAUGUUGCAAACAGUUUAAGUGAUUUAUCAUUUUGACUGACGGUAUUCUCAUUAGCGAUUUUUUCAGUUGUAUUUGAUAAUCCUUUACUACAUUUUGUCAGUGUUUGGGCUCCAUAUAAACUAGACUAUGACAUGGCGGUAACUUGGCAUGUGGGAGUUUCUCUGGCUGUUCUAAUCAGUUUGUGGGCAAAGACGAGUAUGACAACAAUUCAAAGAUGUACUAUCCACAUCCCCUACAUUUACCGUACCUAAUCAUACUGCCGCUUUGUUAAUUCAUGCGUACUGUUAUUUACUGAUUCUCUUCUUCAUUAUGAAAACACUAUGUCUUAGUUAACUCUGGUGUACAAAACCCACGUGUAGGCAGUAGUUGUCAAGUUCAGCUAUAUUAAAAUACUAAAAUCCAUACAAAGACAAUAGUGUCUAGAGGUGCUAAUAACAUUAGACUGUAUUUUCUGUCUUCUAUUGUAUUAUUGACUAGUGUUUACUGUCUGUAACAUAACAGAGCGUAAUUAAAUCAUUUCAAUAUUAAACAGUAUAAAUAUAUUAUUUCAAAUGGA
Messenger RNA from Pungitius pungitius (ninespine stickleback), 7510 nucleotides. It is a transcript of the gene zbtb47b, whose product is annotated as zinc finger and BTB domain containing 47b. Bases 160 to 2391 code for a protein of 743 amino acids. Gene Ontology annotation, cellular component: nucleus. The record is from RefSeq and is a predicted model, not a curated record. Gene Ontology annotation, molecular function: protein binding; DNA-binding transcription factor activity, RNA polymerase II-specific. NCBI's taxonomy places the organism in Eukaryota, Metazoa, Chordata, Actinopteri, Perciformes, Gasterosteidae. Gene Ontology annotation, biological process: regulation of transcription by RNA polymerase II. The transcript has 6 exons.